Molecule: messenger RNA, 1246 nt
Organism: Coturnix japonica (Japanese quail)
Lineage: Eukaryota; Metazoa; Chordata; Aves; Galliformes; Phasianidae
Source: RefSeq, a predicted model, not a curated record
UGGAGGUGGCAGCACAAGGGCUCUGUGUGCCAUGGAGCAGGUGGGCACAGAGGAGCAGGCAGUCAGCAGCAGCGUAGCUGGGAAGGACCUGAGGAAUGAUGUGGCCAACGCGGAGGCAGCAGUCCCUGCACUGGGCAGUACGGGUCGUGCACUGCAUUGGGCCCCACUCAUCUGCUCCACGGUCGGCCUCAACCAGGAUAUCUUCAAAAUUUGUAAGGAGUACUUGAGGCCCUUCAAGAGGUCACUCAGGAAGCUGCACUUGCCCCAGCAGCUCUCCAGGAAGAAGAAAUUGAAGUACAUGAAGGAAAGCGUGACCAUAAUUGGGGACCGCAUCAACUUGUUCCUCCAGCAGCACUGCAGAGCCUCAGAGGUCCGGCACUGGAAGAAGAUGAUGUGGAGGUUCGCCUCCCUCUUCUCAGACAAGGAUGAAAAGCAGCUGCAGAAGCUGUAUAAAUACAUCCAGAGAAACAAGAUGCAAAAGUUCCAGCUGUUAUGCUGCCCUUUAGAAAGUGAAGAUCCAGAUCCUGGAAGAAAGCUGAACGAAAUCACAGGGAACAAUUGGGCAGCAGCUGGGGAUGCAGUGGAGGCAGCAGCCACACCAACAUCCCUCCCCUGCCGCUGCCCAGCAGUGAGUCCAGCUGCCACAUAGUCAGGUAUGUUGGCCAAUCAGAACUCCCAGCAGUCCAGUUCCUCCAGCCCAAAGCCUGACAUCCACAAACCCCAAAGGGAGAAGGAAGAAGGAGCAAUUACUGGCAAACCCUGCGCUGGGCAGGUGCCACAGACCCAUGUGCACCUAUUUUCAAGCUCCCACGUGUCUCGUGGGUGUUCGCAUGCACUCAGGAACCAUCUUGCAUUUCAUCUUCUCUCUCCCAAACCGCUUUGUUUACUUCUAAAGGAGUUCAAUCUGUUGUCAGAUUGCUGUAUACCAUUGCUUGUUCAUAUGUAACAGCUACAUUUUACCAGCUUGAAAUUCAAAUGGGUUAAAAUGAAAGUCAAAAAACAAGAAUGAACCAGACAGCAAGAGCCAGGAGGUGGGAAGGAUUCCCACACCAACCUGGUCAGGCAGCCUUCCACGUGUCUGCUGUGCUGCAGGAAUGGAGAAAACAGCACCUGGCUGCUUGUGUAGGGACACAAAGCAUGUGCCAUACGGGGAGCCGCUCUCAUUGAGAUACAUGGAGGUUUUGGGGCUGCUGGUGGCUUGAGGUCCUGGGUCAGCUCCCCUCUUCCACUGCUGAGUCAGCAGGAA